UGAAAACCGGAUGUGUAUCGUACACGUCCUGCGAGUACUCGCAGUUGUUGUUAGUAGCAUACAGUCAUAUUAAUUCUGACAUUUUACUCCAUACGUGGGAUCUUAAACAAAAGUUACCAUGUCUGAAAGAAAAGUAUUGAAUAAAUACUACCCGCCGGAUUUUGAUCCAUCUAAAAUUCCGAAGCUCAAGCUCCCUAAGGAUCGUCAGUAUGUGGUCAGAUUGAUGGCUCCGUUUAAUAUGAGAUGUAAAACAUGUGGUGAAUACAUCUACAAAGGAAAGAAGUUCAAUGCACGCAAAGAGACUGUUCAGAAUGAGCUGUACAUGGGACUGCCCAUCUUCCGUUUCUACAUCAAAUGUACACGAUGUCUGGCUGAGAUUACAUUCAAGACUGACCCAGAGAACACAGACUACGCAAUGGAGCACGGUGCAACAAGAAACUUCCAGGCAGAGAAGCUGAUUGAGGAGGAGGAGAAGAGAAUCCAACAGGAAAGGGAAGAAGAGGAACUCAACAACCCAAUGAAGGUGUUGGAGAACCGUACAAAGGAUUCCAAGAUGGAGAUGGAAGUUUUGGAGAACCUGCAAGAGCUGAAGGAGCUGAAUCAGAGGCAGGCUCAGGUGGACUUUGAGGGAAUGAUCGAGCAGUACAGAGAGCUUGAGAAAAAGGAGAGGGAAAGGGAGAAAGAAGAGGAUGAACAAGAGACAAAAGAGAUGUUGGAACGUGCCCUUGUGAAAAGACUCAGAGACUCUGACUCUGACUCAGAGAAGGAGGAGGAGAGCAGAAGCAGCUCACAGUCAAAGACAGCCAUUACAAACAAACCGACAGAUGUCCUCACCACUGACAGCCCCAGAGAUUCACAGGGAACAUCAUCAACGGGAGUUAAAAGGGCGAAAAUAGAGAGCUGGGAGAGGAGUGUUGGGACACUGGGUGGAGGAGGGGCACUGGGGUCCCUUGUAGUGCGAAAGAAACCAGCAGCAGCCGUCAUUAAAGUUGGUCCAGCAGUGACUGCGUCCUCAUCCUCAUCACAUACAGACUCAAAGACAUCUACAUCUAACUUCAACAAUACUAAGCCUGUUAACACUCAAAAUGGUUCUUCAUCUCUGAGCCUGCUGGGGGCGUAUUCAGACAGCGACAGCAACGACAGCGAAUAAAAGGAAAAAGCUUUGGAGGAAUUUUGAUUUAUGACUGACUGUCAACCAACUGUAUGAAAAAGGCAGAAAAUAACAUAAGGACCUUUGUGUGAUUCUGCACAGAGGAAAACAUGCAAAAUAUAUGUAUUUGAAACAUUUCUAUGCAGUGAUGUCCCAACCUUGUUCCUUGGAGCCAUCCCCAUUUGUGUAUAAUCUCCAACCACAGGGCCACUGCAUGAACUUAAAAAAGUGGUCAGUUUCUGUCAAAAAUUGACAUAAUUUGAGUUGUUUUCAAUCUAGCCUGAAUUACUACUAUGGCUGAGUAAGUACUCUUACAUUUUUAGCAGGGAAACAUAGUUUCUACAGUUGUACCAAUGGACCUUUAAAUAAACCAUCCAUUAAAGGAUGUUAUCAUUGUUUUAGUUAAAUUUUGCAAAUCUAAUUUUGACAACCUCAGAUUUUUUCAAACUGCCUUUGGGGUUCCCAGUUUGGGAACUAACGCUCUAUAGAAUGAUAAUAAGUCAAUAAGGAAUGAGCAUUUUGUUUUUCCUGUAAAUUUAUCUUUUUUUCUUUCUCUUGUUGCAACUCUUGUAAAAUGUAUUUGGAUGGUAAUUUCACUGAGUUUAUAGUGCUGAUUUAAUUGAGUCAGCAUGUUUGGACUGUAAAAGUGGAUGAGACUUCACUAACUUUGGGGUCAUUAAAAAUGUUAUUUGAUGAACGAUAUUGUUAUU
This is a messenger RNA of Cheilinus undulatus (humphead wrasse), 1860 nucleotides long. It is a transcript of the gene yju2, whose product is annotated as YJU2 splicing factor homolog. The coding region runs from base 119 to 1150 and encodes 343 amino acids. Lineage: Eukaryota; Metazoa; Chordata; Actinopteri; Labriformes; Labridae. The record is from RefSeq and is a predicted model, not a curated record. The transcript has 8 exons. Gene Ontology annotation, biological process: mRNA splicing, via spliceosome. Gene Ontology annotation, cellular component: U2-type catalytic step 1 spliceosome.